Episyrphus balteatus (marmalade hoverfly) is the source of this 1136-nucleotide messenger RNA. It is a transcript of the gene arg, whose product is annotated as arginase-1. The record is from RefSeq and is a predicted model, not a curated record. Gene Ontology annotation, cellular component: cytoplasm; nucleus; cytosol. The transcript has 5 exons. Bases 82 to 1083 code for a protein of 333 amino acids. Gene Ontology annotation, molecular function: arginase activity; manganese ion binding. Lineage: Eukaryota; Metazoa; Arthropoda; Insecta; Diptera; Syrphidae.
UCGCUCAUUAAUUUAUUAGAUGAUCGCUCUGAUUCAAUGCUUCGUUCUUUCAGUAUUAAGUAUGUAAGCUUUGGUUAAAACAUGCUUUUAAAUUCAUUUAAAAACGUUAGAAAUAUUGGGAGAUUUUCACAUGUAGCAUCUAAAUCAUUAGGAAUAAUUGGUGUGCCAUUCUGUAAGGGACAAGAAAAGAAUGGAGUUGAAGAAACUCCUAGAAUAUUACGUAAAGCUGGUUUAAUUGAUAUUCUUCAAGAAAGAAUACUUGUAAACGACUAUGGAGAUCUCGAAAUACAAGAAAUAACACUAAAAAAUAAGGAACUACAAAAUAUGAAAAACUACGGUGAGUUUCAAGGAUGCAGCAUAUCACUCAUCCAAAAAGUUCAAGAUAUUUUGAAGGAAAAUGAUGUUUAUCUGGCUAUUGGUGGUGAUCAUUCCAUAGGAUUUGGCUCGAUUGCUGGACAUUUGCAAGUUAAUCCAAAUACCUCUGUUAUCUGGAUAGAUGCUCAUCCCGACAUUAACUUGAAUACAACAUCAGUUUCGGGGAACAUACAUGGGAUGCCAGUUGCUUUGUUAAUUCAAGAAGUAAGAAGACUUUGGGCAGGUUUAAAUGUUCACGAGAUUGGGCCUGUAGGCUUACCUGCCAAGGAGCUUGUGUACAUUGGUUUAAGAGAUAUUGAUCCAUAUGAAGCAUAUAUACUUAAAAAGCUUGGAAUAAAAUUUUUCUCUAUGGAUGCAGUAGAUAAAUAUGGAAUAGCGAAAAUCCUAGAAAUGUCUCUCGACGCAAUUAAUUCUUUCAACAAACUUCACAUAAGCUUUGACAUUGACGCCUUAGAUAUAAGUAUAGCUCCUAGUACAGGAACUCCAGUUCUUGGUGGGCUAACACUGCGUGAAGGUAUGUACAUAAUGGAAUCAUUAUGUGAAACAAAUCGCAUAGAAGGUGUUGAUUUUGUGGAACUAAAUCCAAAAAUUGGAACGCAACACCAAUCAGAAAGUACUUUAUCGGCUGGAUUGGAAAUAAUCAAAUCAAUUUUUGGGUAUAAAAGAUCGGGAAAUAUUUGUUCGAAAUUAAAAAUGCUGGAUCUCUGAGAGAAUAUAAGAACCAAAUUUGGAAUAAAUUAACAAGAACUUUAUUUUCACAA